AUCUCAGUCACCUGACACCACACACACACACACACACACACACACACGGACGGUGCUCGGCUCCACCUCGCUCGGCGGGUGUGUGAAGAAGAUUCAGCCCGUUAUUUCAAGGUUAUCUCCUGCAGGAACCUUCACUUUUCGGAUCCUAUGGGAAUUUUGAUAACCGCAGUUUUGCUUUGGGCUGCCGCCGGAGUGGGAAGCCGGCCAGUAACCUCACCCCUUAAUGAUGCAAAGGUUGAAUGUAUUAUUCAGGAGACGCUGAAUGAAGAGGGGCCACAUAAUGAGUGUGGCCCACAGCUGGCAGAGGAACUUGAUGAAGUGCAAAGACACCAGGGUCUGCUCAGGGAGCUGCAGAAUCUGGCUGAUGAUGAGAGAGAAAGGGAGCAAGACGACGAGAGGGAGCGAUAUGACUACAACCUGGCCGACAAUGAAAGUGACUUUGAUCAGGAGGAGGAGAGAGAUGUGACAGAACCUGAGGAAGACAACAAGACUGAGGAGGAUGACAUCAAGCAGAAGUUGAUUGAAGAGCCACGGAUCGAAGACAGAGGGACGGACAAUGAAGAGGAGAGAGCCAAGGAGCUUGAGGAGCUGCUAGCGGAAGAGAUCACCAAGAAAGGGAAGGAGGAGAGGAAUGAUGAAGAACUGAAGGAGCUGCUGAAAGAGCUGAAGAAGAAACGCUACGAGGCGGUAAAGGAGAGGGAGAUCCAGAAAGGCUCUGGAACAGAGCAGAAGGAAGAGGUGGAGGAAAAGAAGGAAAAGGGAGACAAAGAGAAGGAGGGAGAAACAGAGGAGGAGUUGGAGAAGCAGAGGAUGGAGGAGAGGAGGAAGAACGAGGUGGAGCUGAUGGUGGAGAAGGAGAAGGUGGAGAAGGAGCUAAAGGAGCUACUCAAAGAGCAGGACAGCAAGAACAAGCCAGAGCAGGAGAGGGAGAGGAAGGAGAAGCAGGAAGAGCUGGAAGAACUCGUCAGGAAGAUGAAACGGGUGCAGGAGGAGGAGGAGGAGGAGGAGGAGGUGCAGGACGGGAAGAAAGAGGACGCUGUGGAUGAAAGGACAGCAGAGGAGAAGAGCGAGACGAAGGAGAUCGGAGAAGAAAAGGAGCGCGAUGAGAAAGCACAGAAUGAAGUGAAGACGAAGAAGGAGGAGGCAGCGGCAGAGGUGAAGGAGCCGCAGCAGAAGAGAGUGAUGGAGAAAGCAAGCGACGAAGCCACGCAACAGUUUGAGAGGGAGAGGUACAAGGGUGAGGAAGAGGAGGGCGAGGAAGAUGAGGAUGAGGAUGACUUCGUCAGAGAGGAUGAGGAGGGGCAAGAGGAAGAUGAUGAGGAAGGUGAUGCAGAAGAAGAUGAAGGGGAGGAGCUGCUGGAGAUUGAAGCAGAGUUGCGCAAAGUUGCUGCAGAGCUGAGAGAGCUUCGCAGAGGAUAAGACACACACACACACACACACACACACACACACACACACACACACACACACACACAGCCGACUGACUAAACCCUUUGCAUUAGCAGUCACACAUUCACCUCGCACAGUUUCCAUUCAACAGUCUUCAAAUCCCCGCAGCACUCAGAGAAACGUCUUCUGGACACUAGUAGAAAUUGUACAUACUGUUGUUUCAUUUCUGCUUUUUAGACCACUCAUUUGAACGCGUCUUGAGUGUCUAGGAAAAUGUGACAUGUUUUUUUUCCUGAAGAGUCUGAAAGAUCUUCGUGUCCAUCUCUGCUUGUGUUCUUGUCUCAGUACCUGUGAAUGCUGUUUGUAGGGUAGACAUGAUUUCACUAAAACUGCCAUGAUUGCAAAGCAUUCGACACUUUUAUCCAAAUGUUAUUUUUGACUGCAGAUUGCCAACCACACAAAUCACGCCAUCAUCUCUGAGAUCUGAGUCAUGAAUACUGGCAAGCAGUGCUUCUUUUUUCUCUGAAGGUAUCAUCCUUGAUGGUGUGUUGUUGGUGGGAAAAACAGGUUCCCUACCUACUAUAAGUAAUAUGUGUAUCUCAAUAUCUAUUUUGUGCAAUAAUUGAUAACUAUGUGUAAGCUGUUCCUGCUGUUCUGACUGUUAAUGAUAUGCAUUACUGAUAUUUCUAGACAGGAGUAAGUCAUUAUUUCCUCAUUAUUUCUUUGACGAUUAGGUAGAAAACAAGGAUUGCGUUUCAUUUGGCUCACGCACUGUUAAAACCAGACUGUUGUUGUGAUGAACCGGAGUGACACGAGAGACAAAACACAGAUCAGCGGUCGAAAUUGUGACACGUAGGUCAGUUUGUUAAGUUUGUCUCGAGCGUGGUCAGAGUGUGGCGAGGGUACGUAAUGUACUCGGAGCUUACAAGGUCUAAAAGUGUCACUUCAGGUUCUCAGCCAGCUUUGCACUCUUAUCUUAACAAGCCAAGGAGGAGUCGAAGGGAAGAGGGAGACACUAAAGCCAUUUUGUUGUCUUUUAGUAUCGAUAACAUUGAUAAAUGCUCAGUGGUAGUAGUGUUACAUCACAGUUUCCACGCCUGUCAUGUCAUUCCUGUAAAUAUCAUUUAUCAUGGUCUGUAAGCCAAGGUCAUAGAAAAUAUGAAGCAACAGCGCCCCCAAGAGGACACUGGGUAGAAAUUGCACAGGAUUUACAGGGUUACCAUUGGAGGCCCACUUACUGCAAUAACACAAUAUAGACAACAGCACAUGUGAAUGCAAUAAUUAGCCAAAUAACUAAUUAUUUGAUAUAUUUAAAUAUGUAUUCAAAAUGCAUCAUAUAGUACUCAUAUAGCAGAUAUAAUCUCCUUUUCUACACAGCCAAGAUUUACAAUACAUUUAUGUAUCUGAACACCGGCGAGGCAGCCGGUCAACUUGUGUAAACACGUAGUAAUAAUAACACACCGUAUGAGUCAACACUGAUGAGCUCGUUAUUGUCUAUUCCAAAGAUGUUUGUUCACGUGAGGAUAAAUGAUAAAUUAAUGUACUGUAGUUUUCUUUUUCUAUAGAAGUGCAAAAUGUUUCCACAAAAUGUCUAUUAGAAACCAGCAAGAAAGAUGAUAUAGCAUUGAGCAUAGAUGCAGACAAGCAUAGAUGACAUUUCGAACAACAGGGGUAAAAAAACAAAACAAAAAAAAACUUCUAACAAAAACACCAUUUGUAAUAUUACUGGCCAAUCAGAGUGCUGUAUUUUGUGCCUGCUGUAUCUUCUUCUAUGCUACCUGUCAAUCAAUAAACAGAAAGUGUAUUAAACCA
Molecule: messenger RNA, 3201 nt
Organism: Larimichthys crocea (large yellow croaker)
Lineage: Eukaryota; Metazoa; Chordata; Actinopteri; Sciaenidae
Product: trichohyalin
Exons: 6
Coding region: 148-1419 (423 amino acids)
Source: RefSeq, a predicted model, not a curated record